AUGGACAACCAUUCCGAUCUUUUGGAAACAGGAUUCCCCAGUCUGGAAAGUAAUUAUGAAGACAUCAAUUUGCUCAGUGAAAGAACCAUCCUGGCUCCCAAAAACGUAGCUGUCAGUGCUAUUAAUGACCAGCCCAUAAGCCGAAUUCCGGGUGAGGAGCGCAUCUACAAAUCGAUUGAUCGGACCUCUAACCCCCAAGACAUUGUCAAUUACCUUAUCGAGUUUCUCAACUCAUUGGAGCCAGCAGGGCUUCCACCUCACAUUCUUAUGCUAAGAGUUGGAUGCCCAAUUAUGCUAAUCAGAAACUUGCUUCCGUCUAAACAGUGCAACGAGACCCGCUUAGUAAUCAAGUUCCUGACGCCCCACUUGAUUGGGGCCACCAUUGUUACAGGAUGCGGGAGGGGUGAAAAUGCUUUCAUUUCAAGGAUGCAGCUUUAUCCCUCGGGGUCAGACAUGCCGUUUAACUUCCGCAGAUCGCAGUUCAAAGAACAGAGAAUUUGUAAAGAUAAACAGGUUUCGUCUUCAGCGCCAGAAAAACAAUGUAGUUAA
Molecule: messenger RNA, 549 nt
Organism: Octopus sinensis (East Asian common octopus)
Lineage: Eukaryota; Metazoa; Mollusca; Cephalopoda; Octopoda; Octopodidae
Exons: 2
Coding region: 1-549 (182 amino acids)
Source: RefSeq, a predicted model, not a curated record